CAACCUUCCCUCUCUACCCUUUUUUUUUUUUAAAAAAAAAUAAAAUAAAAUAAAAACAUGACCAUGAACAACAUCUUUGUACAGGGUGGUAUUGAGGAACAAAUUAACGAUUUAGCUCUUUACAUUUCCAAAUUAAGGGGUGAAGAAGAUGAAGCUUACGUUCAACAAAUCAAAUCACUUUUCAAUUCUGAUAAAAAAGAAGCUGUUUAUGCCGAACUUGUUAAAGAUGCUUCCAUCUUUUUAACUGAAAAUGAUAAAGAGGUCGAAGGUGCUUUCAAUUUGCUCGUUGUUCUUGUUUUGGGCUCUCCUGAAUCUGUACGUCCUGAUGCUGUCAAAGCCUUGAUUGAUACUUUAACUAAAACCGAAAGUAACAAGACUGGUUUGAAACAAAAAAUUUUACUCAAUUUGUAUAAUGCCCUUCCUGGUAAUUCACCCCUUCGUUAUAAUGCCUUUAUUGGAUUAAUUGAAGCUACUGUACAAGCAGAUGAAUUAGAAUCACUUUAUGGUCAAUUAGAAUAUGUAGAUAGUUGGUCAAAGCAAUGGGGUAUUGAUCAACAAACUCAACGCAACUUGUAUAAUUAUUUAAGUCAAGUUUUAUCAAAGGCUGGUGAAGAAAAAUUGGCUUUAGAGUUUUCAUUAAAGGAAUUAACAACAUAUGAUGAAACAGAAGGUAGUCAGGUUGCAAAAGAAAUUAUUCUUCGUGCAAUUGCAAUGGAAAAUUAUUUUGCUUUUGAAGAUCUUCUUCAAUAUAAAGCCAUUCAAAACUUGAAGGGAACUGAAGAAUAUCAACUUCUUGAUGUCUUUUUAAAUGGCAACUUGGCUACAUAUCAAUCCUUUGCACAAACACAUGCUUCACUUAUUAAGGAUGCUGAUAGAAACCUUUAUAAAAUGCGUUUGUUAUCUUUAGCUUCUCUUGGUUCUGAAAAUCUUUCAAGAGAAUUAAGUUAUGCUGAUAUUGCUAGUAACUUACAAAUUGAAGAAGAUGAAAUUGAAAUGUGGGUUAUUGAUGUUAUUCGUGCUGGACUUGUAGAAGCUAAAUUGGAUCAACUUAAUAAGACUGUUAUUGUUCAUCGUAGUAUUUAUCGUGUCUUUGGUCCAGAGCAAUGGAAGAAAUUGAGUACAACAUUGAAUGCUUGGAAAGAGAAUUUGAAUGACAUUUUAGCUGUUGUUGGAAAUGCUAAAUUGACUGCUGGUGGUGCAUUGCAACAAGCUGGUGGUGCUCCAACUGCAGUCAUGGUUGAAAAUGAAGCUACUAAAUAAAUAAAAUAAAAAUAAAAAUAAAAGCGUGUUUUAUAUAAUAAUAAUAAUAAUAAUACAAUUAUAUAUAUACAAAAAAGAAACAAAUGAAC
This is a messenger RNA of Cokeromyces recurvatus, 1349 nucleotides long. RefSeq lists its product as uncharacterized. The transcript has 5 exons. Gene Ontology annotation, cellular component: cytoplasm; eukaryotic translation initiation factor 3 complex. The coding region runs from base 58 to 1260 and encodes 400 amino acids. Gene Ontology annotation, molecular function: translation initiation factor activity. Lineage: Eukaryota; Fungi; Mucoromycota; Mucoromycetes; Mucorales; Mucoraceae. The record is from RefSeq and is a predicted model, not a curated record. Gene Ontology annotation, biological process: cytoplasmic translational initiation.